Galendromus occidentalis (western predatory mite) is the source of this 1525-nucleotide messenger RNA. RefSeq names its product protein LSM14 homolog. NCBI's taxonomy places the organism in Eukaryota, Metazoa, Arthropoda, Arachnida, Mesostigmata, Phytoseiidae. The record is from RefSeq and is a predicted model, not a curated record. The transcript has 4 exons. Bases 146 to 1138 code for a protein of 330 amino acids.
AUCUGUCUACACGCACGUUUGCGUCGGCACACGUGAUGUGAGGGUUGCCGUGCAAGAGUCAUCCCUUCAAGCCAAGAGUCUCUUUCAGCGUCGACCAGCGUGCGGAGCGGUUCCUCGUAAAACACUGUGAACAAGAAAACUCAUCAUGGCAUCCCGUCUUGAAUCUUACCUUAACCAGGAUGUUUCGGUGAUAACGACUCGGGAGAUUCGUUAUCAAGGGGAACUUGCCUCUUUUGAUAAGGAAAAUCGGACAAUCACUCUUAGAAAAGUACACAACAUGGGCACUGAGGACCGCGUCUCAGCGAUGAGGAUGUUCCCUUCAGCCAAAGUGUUUGACUUCAUUGUCUUCCAUGCUGAGCAUCUAAAAGAUUUCAGAGUUACUCCACGCGAUGCGGAAGAUCCCGCAAUAGUUUCCUGCGUCGGUGAAAGGCCAAAUCGGUCCUCCCAGGGUGUCAUGAACAUGCUCGAGCGCCCGGCAGCUCCCGAGAUCAGUCGACAAGGCCGCGUGCGCAACAUCGAUAUCCAGCAAAUGCUGAAGGGACACAACGAUCGUCGCCCGCAUCCCAAUAAUCGACGCGGACCCCACCAUGAUCAUCAGAACAGAAACAAGGACGGCCGCCGGGUCAGCUUCAAGGACGCAGCUCUCGAAAACGUGCGUGGAUCUAGACAACGUUCAUCGUCCUACACGCACGUCCCGGUGAUCCCUCGGAGCAUGGUACUCCGCUUCACGAACGCCAAGAAACGCGACUCGAAGCCGAGCUCGCGCAAGGACCCGCGUCUGUUCCCGGGACAGUUCGUCGCGUCGAAAACCGCCAAGCUAGAGUUCGAGGACGACUUCGAUUUCCAGAAGGCUCUCGAAGACUUUGAGAGCCUCAACAUGAGCGACAAGAAACCCGCGAGCGAAGGCGAGGCGACCGAAACCGAGCAGGACAAGGACUACUACAACAAGGGACGUUCCUUCUUCGAUAAUCUGACGACGUCGACUGCAGAUGCUCCGAAACGCACCCGGAAAGACGAGUUCGAAGCCAACAAGGUCACGUUCGGAGUCUCUCAUAUUCGCAGGGAGAAAUGGCGGCGGUCUUCCAUGAGACACACUCAGGGUAGACGACGCGGCGGCCAGAACCGCAUUAUGGCAUGAGUUCGAUUCGAGUUCUCGGACAGGAUAUUCAAAACGAGUACGGCAGCAACAGAAGUUUCAUCGGGCACAAUGCCAUAGUUGUGAUGAGCGGCUGAAGAUCAUUAUAGUAAGACCGCUCUAACACCGACUCUGAAGGAAGUGACCAGUUUCCAAGGCUGAUUUUGUGCACGUGUCGACGGGGGUGAACACCCACGAAGUUCGGAAAGACACAGGGAGAACGUGAGGAGAUAGAAACAUCACGGAAUCAGUCUAGACUGGGGGUCACUUAAUUUUUUGUACUUUUAUCAGUUUGUUGUCCGUCGGUGGUCGAUAAUCCGCGUGAGCGAUGGUGCGUGCUGCCAAAGCUGCGAAAUAAAGCCCAAUUAAUCUACAACUACCGGCGACGAA